AUGAUUGCGUUUGGAGCAAAGAACGUUACGGAGGAAGAAGUGGUGGCGCGUGGGGUUCACGCUCCUCCGGAUUGGAGGAGGUAUAGAGGUGUGAGGAGACGGCCAUGGGGAAAGUUUGCAGCGGAGAUAAGGGACCCUAUGAGAAAAGGUAUUAGGGUUUGGCUCGGGACAUACGAGACACCUGAGGAUGCUGCAAUGGCUUAUGACCAAGCUGCAUUUAAAAUGCGAGGCUCCCGUGCUAAGCUUAAUUUUCCGCACCUUAUCGGCUCCGAUAAAUCUGAGCCGGUAAGAGUGAGUAUGAGGCAGCGGCGGUCACUAGAGGCUUCAUCAUCAUAUUCUUCGUCGGAAAGUGAAUCCCCAAAGCGGAGGAAAUGCGUGGUUGGGUAG
This is a messenger RNA of Camellia sinensis, 387 nucleotides long. The record is from RefSeq and is a predicted model, not a curated record. Lineage: Eukaryota; Viridiplantae; Streptophyta; Magnoliopsida; Ericales; Theaceae.